This is a messenger RNA of Cyclopterus lumpus (lumpfish), 6269 nucleotides long. It is a transcript of the gene pum2, whose product is annotated as pumilio RNA-binding family member 2. The record is from RefSeq and is a predicted model, not a curated record. Bases 307 to 3909 code for a protein of 1200 amino acids. Gene Ontology annotation, cellular component: cytoplasm; cytosol. Lineage: Eukaryota; Metazoa; Chordata; Actinopteri; Perciformes; Cyclopteridae. Gene Ontology annotation, biological process: regulation of mRNA stability; miRNA processing. The transcript is spliced from 23 exons. Gene Ontology annotation, molecular function: mRNA 3'-UTR binding.
GCAAAAUAUGGGCAAAGCGAUUGAUUUAAACGCGGCUGCCGUGAUGUGAGUAUUUCCCCUUUUGUUUAGCGGUUAAGGCCCCUCUGUUUGGGACUUGAAGGGGGGGCCAUGUUGUUUAGCCACCGAGUGUUUGGGUGAUGUUCUAGCUAGCUCACACAACACCAAUUUAGCGUGCGCUAGCUCUUGCUUUUGCUAUUUGGGUUUUAUUUGGCUCGUUGCAUCCAAUCAACGUGGAGAAAACGGCUAGUUUUUUCGUCCAACAUCGGAGUACCCUUGUUUACUGUAAUAAAAAGGCUUUCCCGUGGAAUGAGCGUUCCAUGCAGCAUCCUAGGUAUGAAUGACGUGGCCUGGCAGGAGACAAGAGGUGGGAUGCUGCAUGCAAAUGGUGCUCCUGAGACUGGAGGUGUCAGAGUUCAUGUUGGGGGAGCUGGACAGGCUCCUGGAGUCCCACAUUUACAGGGCAUGGACAGGGUUGUUAUCCCCGCACCAGGUACCCCGCAGCCUCCACUGAGUGGACGCUCUCAGGAUGAUGCCACAGUUGGAUACUUCUUUCAGAGACAGCCCGGGGAGCAGCUUGGAGGUUGCACACCAAGCAAACAUCGCUGGCCAACUGGUGAUGCCAAUCAUGUUGAUCAGGUCCGUGCUGCGGAUGAAAUGAACUAUGACUUUCAGGCUCUUGCUUUGGAGUCGAGGGGCAUGGGAGAGCUUCUGCCAGCAAAAAAACUCUGGGAUUCUGAUGAGUUGGCCAAGGAUGGAAGGAAAGGCAUGCUUCUUGGAGAGGAGUGGAGGGACAAUGCAUGGGGAUCAUCUCAUCAUUCAGUGUCUCAGCCAAUCAUGGUGCAGCGGCGACCAGGCCAGAGUUUCCAUGGGAAUGGUGAUGCCAAUUCUGUGCUUUCACCUCGCUCAGAAGGUGGAGGUCUGGGGGUGAGCAUGGUGGAGUACGUCCUCAGUUCUUCUCCUGGUGACAAAAUGGAUGGUCGCUACAGGAACGGUGGUUAUGGUGGAGGAGAUGUUGACCAAGAUGGGAGAGAGAAGAUUGAUGUCCAAGAGAAAGUCUCCCCCUAUGAAGUGGACAAGAGCCCAGAGAUGAAGGUUGGAGAUGAGAAUGAUCCUGCUAAAGCCAACGGAAGAGGUCUACUUAACGGCAUGGACAGGGACUGCAAAGACUUCAAUCCGAACCCUGGAAGUCGCCAAGCUUCCCCCACUGAGGCUGUGGAGAGAAUGGGUCCCAAUCAGUCAGGUUUGGAGAUGAUGGGACAGCACCACCCACAUGCCUUCCAACAACACCCUGCCCAAAACAAGGCACCUGAGGACUUCCAGAGCCAGGAGGCCCAGAACAUGGGAGGUAUGGAGCAGCAAGCCGGUGUGGAGUCCCUCCAGUUUGACUAUGCUGGUAACCAGAUUCAGGUGGACUCCUCAGGGACUCCAGUAGGAUUGUUUGACUACAACUCUCAGCAGCAGUUGUUCCAGAGAUCAAAUACCCUCACUGUUCAACAGCUAACUGCAGCUCAGCAACAACAAUAUGCCCUCGCUGCAGCCCAGCAGCAACAUCUUGCUGGCCUUGCUCCUGCCUUUGUGCCAAACCCUUACAUCAUUAAUGCUGCCCCCCCUGGAACGGAUCCCUACACUGCCGCUGGGCUGGCCGCAGCAGCCUCGCUUGCAGGUCCCACAGUGGUUCCACCACAGUACUAUGGUGUUCCUUGGGGUGUGUAUCCGGCCAACCUUUUCCAGCAACAGGCUGCAUCCACUGCCAAUCACUCAGCUAAUCAGCAAGCAUCCAAUCAGGGGCCAGGCCAACAACAGGUGAUGCGCGCGGGAAACAACCAGCGACCUCUUACACCUGGGCAAGGCCAACAGAGUCAGCAGGAAUCUCUAGCUGCAGCGGCAGCUGCAAACCCUGCAUUGGCGUAUGCAGGAAUGUCUGGUUAUCAGGUUUUAGCCCCUGCAGCGUAUUAUGACCAGACUGGGACCUUGGUGAUGGGCCCUGGUGCCCGAGCUGGUCUAGGUGGGCCAGUUCGUCUAGUCCAAACACCGAUGCUCAUCAACCCUGCAGCAGCACAAGCCGCAGCUGCGGUGUCAGCAUCUGGCUCUGGAAACAACAUGUCUGGUCCUCCAGGCAACGGGUUAUACCGCUCAAUGCCUCAACCUCAGCAGCAGCAGCAGCAGGCUCCCCCACCCAGCAGCGGCCUGCCCUCCAGCUCAUUUUACGGCUCUGGAUCAGUCCCGAACACUUCUCAGAGCAGCUCCCUUUUCUCACACACCUCUGCUGCGCCGCCACCACAAAGCUCCUCCCUGGGCUUCAGCAGUACCGGUGGGUCCCUCGGCGUUGGCCUGGGCUCUGCUCUUGGAGGCUUCGGCUCUUCUGUGUCUAGCUCUACCAGUAGCAGUGUAUCUCGCAGGGACUCCCUGCUGGCAAGUUCUGAUCUAUACAAACGCGGCGGCAGCAGUUUAACUCCCAUCGGCCAGCCCUUUUACAACAGCCUGGGUUACUCUUCUUCACCAAGCCCCAUUGGCCUCACACCAGGUCACUCUCCACUCACUCCUCCACCUUCUCUGCCCUCCUCUCAUGGAUCCUCUUCCAGCCUUCACCUAGGUGGCCUGACGAAUGGCAGCGGGCGUUACAUUUCUGCCGCUCCUGGAGCUGAGGCCAAGUACCGGAGUACUGGGGGGACAUCCAGUCUUUUCAAUUCCAGCAGCCAGCUAUUCCCUCCGUCUAGGCCUCGCUACAGUCGUUCAGAUGUCAUGCCGUCUGGACGCAGCCGCCUACUGGAAGACUUUAGGAAUAACCGCUUCCCAAACCUCCAACUCCGCGACCUGCCCGGCCACAUGGUGGAGUUCUCUCAAGACCAGCAUGGAUCCAGAUUUAUCCAGCAGAAGUUAGAGAGGGCCACUCCAGCUGAGAGGCAGAUGGUGUUUGGCGAGAUUCUGCAAGCGGCAUACCAACUGAUGACUGACGUAUUUGGGAACUAUGUCAUCCAAAAGUUCUUUGAGUUUGGAAGUGCAGACCAGAAGCUGGCUUUGGCAACACGUAUCCGUGGACACGUCCUGCCUCUGGCUUUGCAGAUGUAUGGUUGUAGGGUCAUUCAGAAAGCCCUGGAGUCCAUUUCCUCCGACCAGCAGGUAAUUAGCGACAUUGUCCGUGAGCUGGAUGGCCAUGUGUUGAAGUGUGUCAAGGACCAAAAUGGCAACCAUGUGGUGCAGAAGUGUAUCGAGUGUGUCCAGCCUCAGGCCCUACAGUUCAUUAUUGAUGCCUUCCAAGGACAGGUGUUUGUGCUCUCCACACACCCCUAUGGCUGCAGAGUUAUCCAAAGGAUUUUGGAGCACUGCACCCAGGAGCAAACUCUGCCCAUCCUGGAAGAGCUGCAUCAACACUCUGAACAGCUGGGCCAGAAAUAUCAAGGCGUAUCAUUGGAGAUGACACCCAAAACGUAUUAUACCGUGUCCCGCGAUGCACUGUUCAAGGAUCAGUAUGGUAACUACGUCAUUCAGCAUGUUUUGGAGCACGGCAGACCAGAAGAUAAGAGCAAGAUAGUCGCAGAAGUUCGUGGAAAGGUUCUUGUCCUCAGUCAACACAAGUUUGCAAGUAAUGUUGUGGAGAAGUGUGUGAUCCACUCUUCGCGUGCAGAGAGGGCUCUGCUGAUCGAUGAAGUGUGCUGCCAGAAAGACGGCCCCCACAGCGCCCUGUACACCAUGAUGAAGGACCAGUACGCCAACUAUGUUGUUCAAAGGAUGAUUGACAUGGCAGAACCUGCUCAGCGCAAAAUCAUCAUGCACAAGAUCCGUCCUCACAUUGCCACUCUACGUAAAUACACAUACGGGAAGCACAUUCUGGCCAAGCUGGAAAAGUACUACAUGAAGAGCGGAUCUGAACUGGGUCCCAUUGGCGGCCCCACAAACGGCCUCAUGUAGUCACGUCAAAAUCCUGGAUCCCCUGAAGAAGUGGAGUAAGGGCCCCAAACCCCCCCUGUUCUGUGAGGUGCUCCUUAGCAAUAGGGGUUAGCCUUUGACACCCUCUGUUAUCCCAUUUUUUUAGGGACUUACCAAAAAAAAAGACAAGUCAACUUCACCUAAGAACGCUGUGACAACUGACCCCUGCCACGCUACCACCCCGCCACCCCUGGUGCAGGUCCCCAGUGUGGCCCCCAGGGGAUGCAGGCAGAUUUUAUUUUUUAUUAUUUUUCCCCUGGGUAAAGCACAAGCCCAUUGUUAAUGAUGUAAUUGAUGUAUUUGACUGGUUUUCAUAUUAUCUUGUACAUUUAGUUUUUUACCUUGUAAAUUCUCUGUAGAAAAAAAAACUUAUACACAUUGCUGAAAUUUCCAAUUCCUACAAUUAACACCAGCAAGUGAUUUUAUAAGGCUAAACUGAGUGAUCCUUUUAAAAAAAGAAAACAAUUCCACUUGUUUUUAUAACCAGACUUAUUAUGUCAGCUGUUCUAAUCAAGUUUCGGCAAUUGAAUAUUAUAUUUGUAUAUUCUCCAAUGCACAGAAAGUGUUUCCCAUGCCAAAGCAGCUGAUGGAUUAGUUUUUAAAUAGCACUACAUAGUAUGGAUGGAUAUAAACCCCUCCGUCACAGGUGAGUACUAUGUGUCCUGUGCCACAGUCACCCAGAGGUCUUCAAGACCAGUUUGCGAGCUUGGCUUCGGGAUUGGUGCUUUAGUCUAGGGCGGUGUUUUCCAGUGGUGGCUUAUUGUUUUUCUGGCUAAUUGGGAGGCGUGUGUUUACCCAAGCAGCCUGUAGUCUACCUGAUGUAAUUUUCUGAACAGUUUCGGUACUCAAUAUUACAGACUGACCAAGCUGAGCUGCUGCAUCCACUGAGCCCCAUUUGAGCCGUCUGUCCCUCAUCCAGGUGAUCUCUCGGGGUUUAUGCAAAAUUUAAAAAGCUACCAUUGACUUAUAGAAGCAGAGCAUGAGGUUUGGUUGUACAGCGGGCGUGUAACCUGGUUUAAUCUUAACAUGAAAUAACUAGUGGGGGUAGUGGGUUGGGACUGGGUAUGUGUUGGCAUGCUGUGACAGGUUUUAAUCCUUGGAAUGAUUUUUUUCCUUUAUCAUGUUUUGUGUAACAUCUUAUCUGUCUUGUACUUUGAGAUGAACACUGCCCUAGAAACGGUAUCUUUAUGUACUGAAUAAUCAUCUCUUGCGUAGAAGUAGUUUAACGAUGUAUAGCAUCUUUAUGUAUAUGUAAAUUGUUGCUUUUGGGUAGGGGCUUGCAGCGACGAUGGAACCCCCACCGCCUGAAGGUCAGAGUAGUCCAAAAAAAAUGUUGUGAAGUGGCGCUUUUCCCAGCUUAGUGUAUCUGAGGUGACAUGAACUAGAAGUAGUGGGAUAAGUUGAAAGGGAUGCUGAAAGAACCUUUUUUUUUAUUAUUAUUAUAAUGGUUCUGGUUUUUUUUUUUUUUUUUUUUUUUUUUUUUUAUAUAAAUCUUCCUUUUUUCCAUUUGGUUGGGUAUGCAAGUGCAUUGUUGGAGGCCGGUGGGGCCAUCGAAAGCUAUACAAUCCACCUGUAAUGCUCGUAGUGAUGGCUUCAUAUGAAUACUUGUAGUAUAUGUGCAGUUAAUAAGUGUAAGAUUAUUAGUUUAAUUGAAAAAAAAAUGUCUAGUUGUGGUGUUUUGACAGGCCUUGCUCUAAAUUCGUAGUGAUGCUUUUAUUUCGUCUGUACAGUUGUACAUUUGUAAACGUUUAUGCUGUAAAUGGGAUGUCUUUUACACUUUUUGGGGAGAAAAAGGCAAAAAUGUGCAUUUUGAUGUGUGUAUAUUCAUCACUCCUUUCCCCUUGAAUAUAAUGUAUACAGUUUUAUUUGAUCAAGUGUUAUUUUAAAGGAAAAAAAAUCUUUAUGGCUUCACAAUCUGGCAUGGUUUUUGUUUUUAAUCUGUUAUGGGAAAGGCCAGCCUCUAUUUGGACUGGAGCUGUAACAGCCACUGUUGAUAGUAUUUCUGAAGUGUGACAGUUUAAAAAGAAGGAAAAAAAACACUCUGUACUAAAAUUGAGGCUGCAUUUAGUCCUCUCUGAUACCAUGGCAACUUCACAGGACAUGACAAGAAUUAUUUUUGUACAGAUGAGUGCUGUAUUUUGGAACAGCUUCUACCUUGUAAGCAAAAGCAAUGUAAAAUAUUGUCAAUUAUAUAAAUAUGAACAUAUGAGUUUUGUCACACUGUCAAAGUCAUGUACAUUUUCAGGUGGCCUUAUGUACAUUUCCAGAUGUUAGAUGAAGAAAACAAACUCAUUUUUGGAAGCAGAAUUGUGACUAUGUAUGAUUAAACUGUUCUUCUAACA